AUGGCCAUGGCGCUCGAGGGAGAUCGCAUGAUGCUCGUCUAUGAACAAAAGACCAGCGGGAUCAAGCUCGUGCCGGACGGUGUCGCUCUCGUGGAUGAAAUGGAACUCAUCAUGGCCAUGUCCAAGGACCCUAGCGUCUAUCUCGUCACCAAAACCAUUCAGCCGGGCCAGACAUACAUCGACCUCUACAAGAGCGACCUCGUGCGGGAUGGAGAUCAGAUGUCCAAGUCGGCUGAUGAUUGCGAGAAGAAGGUAGCGGAGACGCCGUGGCGUGCGUGGUUGGGCUUCGAGUGGGAGGGCCACAGCUUCACCGAGCUCUCAAUCCUGACCAUUGCACCGAACCACGCCGUUGCCUAG
Molecule: messenger RNA, 357 nt
Organism: Recurvomyces mirabilis
Lineage: Eukaryota; Fungi; Ascomycota; Dothideomycetes; Mycosphaerellales; Teratosphaeriaceae
Exons: 3
Coding region: 1-357 (118 amino acids)
Source: RefSeq, a predicted model, not a curated record